Molecule: messenger RNA, 1191 nt
Organism: Chlamydomonas reinhardtii
Lineage: Eukaryota; Viridiplantae; Chlorophyta; Chlorophyceae; Chlamydomonadales; Chlamydomonadaceae
Exons: 2
Coding region: 268-477 (69 amino acids)
Source: RefSeq, a predicted model, not a curated record
UAGUUUCAAAUUAACGACAAGCGGUUCCGAUGCUCCAAUGAAAGCGCGAAAGCGACUCCUCCAUUAGCUCUAGCCAAGCCGCCUGCUGUUCCAUCAAUACUCAUACUUGUUGAUUACAUCAAUAUGUGCAAGACAAUAGCCCGGCCGUGCAACACAAGCGGUGUGGCGCCGGAUUGGUUGCCAUCGUGGACGCUGGUUCGCAGUCUUACAAUGUGCCUGCCAUUCGCAAGCGUUAUCCAUGCAUAGUAUGCGUCGCUUGAUCGGGUCAUGCAUGUGCGCAGGGCCUCGACCGCUACACCCUGGCGGCGUGUCAGUACCAAAGUGCAAGCCAGCCCAAGGCACCCUACCUACCUGCCUAAGCCGGCGGGCACACCUCCCGCGGCGCGGAGACAGUCAUGCGCGGGCGAGCGGCGCUGCCCGAAGCCCCACCCGCACCCGGCUGGGGCGUCGGGCGCCGCCGCUCCCCCGCUUGCAUGACUGGCUCCUCGCCGGCUGUGAGGCCUGCCCGCUGGCGGCUGUGGGUGCUGGUGCUGGCUCAAGUGCUGAUGCCUUCUAUGCAACAUAUGAACUGCUGUGGGACUGGAUGGCGUAUGGCUGUGCCAGGCAUUCUGCAUGCGGGCACGUAUGUAGUGAGUUGAUGGCCGUGGUCGAUGGGUGUGCGAUGGAACAGUGCUAAGGCAGGUUGGUGAAGUUCCGUAGGGUGCAGCUGAUUUCCAGAUCCCAGCAGAUGGCAGACAACUUGCAAUUGCAGUGCAGGAGCGCGCGGAACGAUGGGUGCUUGACAUGGCACACGACUACCGGUGACAACAGGCCAACAGCUAAAAAGUUCCGUAGGGGCGUGUCCGCAGAGUGCGCGCGCACGCAGGCCAUUAUAGGUAGCCCUGACUGGCCCUGAGUUCCGGUGGAGGUUUGCAUGAAAAGCACAGUGGCGAUAUCCUGAGGUGUGACGGGAGGCGCCCGGUGCGGUUCAUGUUGAGGGCACGCUCAGCCGAACACAUCCAAAUGGUCGAGGUGCUGGAAAGGAGCAGGGUUGCGUUUGUUACCGCCGCUUCUCAGUGCGCCUCCUAGUAUGAUAGCCACACGGAAAACACGAUGCCACAAAAGAAGCGGCUUGAAGUUGUUGGCGUGGCGUUCGAGCAAUGUGAGGGCAGUCGCCGAUUCAAGAAUCCCGUCCUGUAACCUUGAAACGAG